This is a messenger RNA of Cyphellophora europaea CBS 101466, 1038 nucleotides long. RefSeq lists its product as uncharacterized. The transcript is spliced from 3 exons. NCBI's taxonomy places the organism in Eukaryota, Fungi, Ascomycota, Eurotiomycetes, Chaetothyriales, Cyphellophoraceae. The record is from RefSeq and is a predicted model, not a curated record. Bases 1 to 1038 code for a protein of 345 amino acids.
AUGGCCAGGAAGCACCCACGGGGGCCUGCCAGCCGUCGAUCGAAGCCGUCGAAGCGCAAGCGCAAGUUUGACCGCCACCAUUCUCCAUUCAACGCACAAGCCACCUUGCGAACACGUUCAGAGUCGUUGCACAAAGUCCAGAAUGGCCCAGGCAUCUGUCACCUCCUCGCUUUGCCAGCCGAGUUGAAGCUGAAUAUCUAUCGCAACGUCUUCCAGGCGGAUGACAACUGCUCGGUCACCCACCGCAUCACCAACCAAAUCGAAUACCGCACAGAAACAUUAAAAGCCGAACUCGUACACGCCACUGACCACCGCAACAUCCUGAUGACAUGUCGAAGCUGCUGGUACGAAGGCGUCGAUACCUACUAUGAGAACACAUCCAUCGUGCUACAGGGCACUGGAUGGAUGAGAUGGAGGAUCGACAUGCAUCUCCCUGAAAGAAUGUUGCAGCAUGUGGCCCAUCUCUGCCUCCCUGGCAUGCCGCCCCAUUGUUCCAUCCUCAACUUGGGCAGUCCUUUCUACAAACUCGAGACCAUUCAGACCAAGGAACUAACUCUCAGAGGGCGCCGAAAGGCAAAACACGUCAACAUGACCGCUGCGAGGAUCUUCUGGAAUUACUUCGCCCGGGAAUUCCUCUAUUACACCGUCAUUCGAUACCGCAGGGAAGGGGGCUGCUCAGUACGACUUACGUGUCCCGUUACCUACCAUUACCGCACUGGCAUGAGACGCAAUGGCGACCUUUCUGAGACUACUGAAGUUAUUGCAGCACUCCAUUGUCAUCGACAUCGUGAACAAGAAUAUUCUGAGCUGCGAACCGCAGAUGGUAGACUGCAGGCGGCUGGCGUCAACAUUAUGGUGGAUCGAGCGGCAGGCAAGGUGUGCAUUGACCCAGAAAAGAGCGCAUACCUUGAUCGCGAGCGUCACAACAUGAACAUGAGGGUUCUAAGUCGCGAUGCAGUACGCGAGGGGCACUCCAAGACACCUGGAGAGGAUCACUUGCAACAACUUCGAGACCGAAAUGGAGUUAGCUUCCGAUAA